GCGUCGCGGAAGGAAGCGGAAGUGACGACAGAAGCGGCGGGCGGAGACACGAGAUGGCGGCUAUGUUGCUGGCGGCGACGCGGCUAUUGCGAGGCUCGGGCUCCUGGCGCCGCUCGCGUCCGAGCCCCGGAGCCCCCGCGCACAGACCGUUCAGCAGCGGCGGUGCCUGCCCCGACAUCCCGCUCUCUUCUCCCUUACCUGGAGUACCAAAGCCCGUCUUCGCUGCAGUUGAUGGACAGGAAAAGUUUGAAACCAAAGUCACCACACUGGACAAUGGGCUUCGCGUGGCAUCCCAAAAUAAGUUUGGGCAGUUUUGUACGGUGGGAAUUCUUAUUAAUUCAGGAUCAAGAUAUGAAGCAAAAUAUCUUAGUGGAAUUGCUCACUUUCUGGAAAAAUUGGCAUUUUCGUCUACUGAUCGAUUUGACAGCAAGGAUGAGAUUCUGCUUACCUUGGAAAAGCAUGGGGGUAUCUGUGACUGCCAGACGUCAAGAGACACCACCAUGUAUGCUGUGUCUGCUGACUCUAAAGGCCUGGACACAGUGGUCAGCUUGCUGGCUGACGUGGUCCUGCACCCCAGGCUGACAGAUGAGGAGCUUGAGAUGGCGCGAAUGGCUGUUCGGUUUGAGCUGGAGGACCUCGGUAUGCGGCCGGACCCAGAGCCGCUUCUCACGGAGAUGGUUCACGAGGCUGCUUACAGGGAGAACACGGUUGGCCUUCACCGCUUCUGCCCCGCAGAAAAUGUCGCAAAGAUCGACCGGGAGGUGCUCCACUCCUAUCUGAGGAACUACUACACCCCUGAUCGCAUGGUCCUGGCCGGGGUGGGCGUGGAGCACGCACACCUGGUGGAAUGUGCCAGAAGGCACCUCCUGGGAGCCCGGCCGGCCUGGGGAAGCGAGGGGGUUGCAGACAUUGAUAGAUCCGUGGCACAGUACACUGGGGGCGCCGUCAAGCUAGAAAAAGACAUGUCCAACGUCAGCCUGGGCCCAGCACCGUUCCCCGAGCUCACACACAUCAUGAUAGGACUGGAGAGCUGUUCUUUCUUGGAGGAAGACUUCAUCCCCUUUGCCGUGCUGAACAUGAUGAUGGGAGGUGGGGGCUCCUUCUCGGCCGGUGGGCCCGGCAAGGGCAUGUUUACCAGGCUAUACCUCAACGUGCUCAACAGGCACCACUGGAUGUACAAUGCGACCUCCUACCACCAUAGCUACGAGGACACAGGCCUCCUGUGUAUCCACGCCAGUGCUGACCCAAGACAGGUUCGAGAAAUGGUAGAAAUCAUCACAAAGGAAUUCAUUUUAAUGGCUGGAACCGUGGAUGGGGUGGAGUUGGAGCGAGCCAAGACGCAGCUGAUGUCCAUGCUCAUGAUGAACCUGGAGUCCAGGCCCGUGAUUUUCGAGGACGUAGGGAGGCAGGUGCUGGCCACCCGCUCCAGAAAGCUGCCCCACGAGCUGUGCGCGCUCAUCCGUAAUGUGAGGCCAGAAGACAUCAAAAGAGUUGCUUCCAAAAUGCUGCGCAGAAAGCCUGCGGUGGCUGCCCUGGGCGAUCUGACUGACCUGCCGACUUACGAGCACAUCCAGGCCGCGCUGUUGAGCAAAGACGGGCGCCUCCCCCGGAUGUACCGGCUCUUCCGGUAGAGGCCCCCCAAGAUCCCACACAGAACAAGGGCUACAGAGAGCAGAACAUUUUAUACACGUCUUUGGAUGCGAAUUUAGUGCAAACUGUGGGAGCCUUCCCUUAACCGUGGACAGGGUCAGGCCACCCGAGCACAGCUCUUUUCCGAUCCUCCAGAAUUGAAUGUGCCGAUAAAAGUCCACCUUCGCCUCUGCAGCGGGACACAAGGUUUGAGGCACCAAGGGCAGCAAGCUUUGCUGCCAUAACCAGGCUUGCAUCUGGCCUCCCAGGAGUCUCAGCAGCGGGUGUCCCGCCAGUGUCCUGAGACUUGCUGUCCUCAAGAAGGGAAGCACCAAACCGCCCCAUCAGAGGCCGGGGCGCCUGUGACCUCUCGAAGUGCACAGCCCGCAUAGAGGAGCAUGGCCACGCCCGACUGGGGUGCCACCACUCCACUAGGAGGUGGGACAUGUUUCUUUCCUUGGUGCUGUCCUUCACCUUGAAGGGUUAGUUCGGGCUGGUCUGAGCAGCAGCCUUAGGGGAGCUUGGAAGUGGGGGUUUCAUCUAAUUGAAGGUUGAUGGCUGCAGCAGAGCCUGUGAACAGCUAAGAGGCAGGCAGAUGGAGGUGCUCUAGGGUCCACAGGUGUGUGGACAGCUCAAGAGAGCCAAGGGCAGUGACUCGGGGUAGAAGAUAGUUGGCUUCAUGGUUCUCAAACUUAAACACCGAUAGGGCCCGGAGUGCAGGGUGGGACAGCCUCAGGGAGUGGCUGCCGCAUCGCAGUGCAGUUGGGAGCGCUGUGCUGGGUGGCCCAGCCUCCACAGUGCAGAUGGGAAAGGGCGGGAUGUUUUAAGGAAGCCUAAAUAAACAUUUUAAAGUUA
Manis pentadactyla (Chinese pangolin) is the source of this 2484-nucleotide messenger RNA. RefSeq names its product peptidase, mitochondrial processing subunit alpha (gene PMPCA). The record is from RefSeq and is a predicted model, not a curated record. Lineage: Eukaryota; Metazoa; Chordata; Mammalia; Pholidota; Manidae. Gene Ontology annotation, molecular function: metal ion binding; metalloendopeptidase activity. Gene Ontology annotation, cellular component: mitochondrion. The transcript has 13 exons. Bases 54 to 1631 code for a protein of 525 amino acids.